UGGUACGGCGUGGUGCUGACCGUACUCGGGGGUCACUCUUCUGGCCAUGUGCCUCACACAGCCGCAACUCGUCUCAUUUGUCAAGGUGGCCGAAACCUCGGGCUCGAGUCUCGCGUACAAUGAUGAGAUUUACUGCCGACAGAAGAUCUACAUCAGUUGCCCGGAUUUAGAAAACAAAACAUCUUCAACGAAUGCGGUCGUCAAGAUUGAAGGCGAUAUUGCUGGUCAAAGGAAAGGUCCAGUGAACAUGGGACAUCUGGUCAGUUUGGCAGCCUCGGGGGAUCGUCUGAAAACGCCCGAUACUUUCUCCGAAAAGAACCGUAGAGCCCUCGAUGCCUCAGACGGAUUGGCCAGGCUCAGAGCUAAGACGUUGAAGAACUUGCCGCUGCAAAUCAGCGUCGUCAACGUCCCCACGUAUUUCAAGAGGAUGGUCAACCAAACCG
Messenger RNA from Lymnaea stagnalis (great pond snail), 443 nucleotides. The record is from the annotation of a GenBank genome assembly. Lineage: Eukaryota; Metazoa; Mollusca; Gastropoda; Lymnaeidae.